UGUCAGGUCCGGACGAUCAGAGAGUACAGUGGAAGAAAAGUAGGCAACUCUUGUGCCUUUUGGAGCAGCAUCUGGUCCUGCCUUCUUCAUAAGCAAAACUCUUUUGAGGAAAUGUCAGACCGAGCGGUGGAACUCACCAACAAGCCUUUCGCAGUCCAGUUGUCCAAUGUCUAUCUUAGCAUUUUGGCACUGUUCUGCUUCAAGCUCUUUGUUAAGAUUUCUCUCAACUUGCUGACAUACUUCUAUAUAGUCCGUGGGAACCGUAAAGAAGCUGCCCGGAUAUCAGCAGAGUUCUAUGACUACGGUCAACAACACAGAUCCUGGGCAGACCGCUCACCCCUCCACGACGCUGCCAGUCAGGGCCGCCUCCUCGCCCUGAGGACCCUCAUUUUACAGGGUCACAAUGUGAAUGUUCUGACUAUAGACCAUGUGACACCCCUUCAUGAGGCCUGCCUCGCAGACCAUGUUGCCUGUGCCAGGGCGCUCAUUGAUGCAGGAGCGAAUGUCAAUGCAUCUACAAUUGAUGGAGUCACCCCUCUGUUCAAUGCCUGUAUGGUGGGUAGUGUGGCUUGCACUGAAAUCCUUUUGGAAAAUGGAGCAAAACCCCAGAGCCUUGUAUACCAACCUUCACCGAUACAUGAAGCAACCAGCAAAGGUCAUUAUGGUUGUGUUGAGGCCCUGGUGACUUGGGGGGCCGAUGUGGACAUGGACAUUCCUCACCUGGGUACAGCUCUCUACACUGCCUGCAUCUGCCAAGAGCUGGAGUGUGCCAGGAAACUCCUGAAGGAAGGUGCAAACGUUCAGAAAGGCAAAUCCUUGGAUUCGCCUCUACACGCGGCAGCAGAAAAGGACUGCACAGCCGUGGUGAAGCUGCUGCUGGACUUUGGGGCUGAUAUUAACGCCAGAAACACAGAGUUUCAGAGGCCGGUAGACGUGGCUCCACCCAGCAGUCUGACAGAGGGCUUCCUGCUGCUCUACGAAGCUACGCCGCGCCUGCUGAGCCAGUUGUGUCGUCAGUGCAUCAGAAGCUGCGUUGGCCGCGACAGACUCCACCUUGUUUCUCACCUUCCUCUUCCCAACAGGCUCAAGAACUACCUGCAGUACCAAUGACCAGCAGAACCAAGACAUUGUGCCCCUAAAUGGACUCUAUGGAAUAUACCUUUAACUAAUCUAAACACAUCAGAACCGGUUUGGCCGUAAUGCUGUGGUCCCAACACACCAUAAGGGAUUAUUUCAACCAGACACAGAGCAGAAACUGAAUAAAGGGAAUACCCAACUGCACCAACCAACCAAAAGAUGCACUUCAGCUCAGAACUUUACAUCCAUCCAUCAUCAGAAUCAAUGUCAUAUAAAUGUGGGAGCAGCAAACUGUGUCCAAGUUGUGACC
This is a messenger RNA of Xiphophorus maculatus (southern platyfish), 1387 nucleotides long. It is a transcript of the gene asb5a, whose product is annotated as ankyrin repeat and SOCS box containing 5. Gene Ontology annotation, molecular function: protein binding. Gene Ontology annotation, biological process: positive regulation of protein catabolic process; protein ubiquitination; intracellular signal transduction. The transcript is spliced from 7 exons. The record is from RefSeq and is a predicted model, not a curated record. Bases 112 to 1110 code for a protein of 332 amino acids. NCBI's taxonomy places the organism in Eukaryota, Metazoa, Chordata, Actinopteri, Cyprinodontiformes, Poeciliidae.